UAAGCUGUCAGACUUGUACUAUACAGUCAGCUGAGAACACACACACACACACAUAAUGGACAGGCUAUGGGGAUUGCUGCUAUUCUGUUGUCUCUCUACUGCAUGUGGAUCUCUGGUCAGAGAUAAGAUCACACAGACACCAUCCUUCAUCUCUGCAGAGGCCGGCGAUGACCUUCAUCUUACGUGUGUCUUCUCUUCUCAAGAAAUGAACACUGGUAUUCUGUGGAUGAAACAGUCUGUUGGAGAGGAGCCUGUGUCCAUCGCCUCACAUUACCCUCCAAAUACUAAUUUCUACAAUGAUUUUGACGAGAGCGGCCGCUUUAAACCAGAAGGUGGAGCGAACAGCUUUAAUCUGACAAUUUCCCAAACACAGACUACAGACUCAGCUACCUACUACUGUGGAUCUGUUUAUUAUGCUGAGGUGACUUUUGGGAAAGGAACGGUUGUAUUUGUCAAAGACAGGGACUCUGAUGACCAUGCGGUCAUUGAGCAGCUGGACUCAGUGUCGCCCCCCUCAGGCGGUAACGUGACGCUGACCUGCUCUGUCCACUCUGGGAGCUGUGCGGAGGAGCCCGGUGUGUUCUGGUUCCGACCCGCCUCAGGAGACUCACGUCCAGGAGUGGGUUACAGCAGUGGAGACAACAGCUGUGUGUACCAGUUGUCCAGGAGGAACCUAAGUCGUGAUGACGCACACACACACUACUGCGCCGUCGCUGCCUGCGGACGCAUAGUGUUUGGGAACGGGACACGGGUGCACGUUCAAGAUGAGUCCUGGGAGCCAAUCCCGCAGCUCCUCGUUGUGUCAUCGCUGGUCACAGUGCUGCUGAUGAGUCUGAUGGUGAAUGUGGGCUUCUGUGUGAGGGCGAGGCGGUCAGCCAGCCAAUCAGGUGUGUCUCUGUGUGUCACCUGUAAUUCUGUCAUCUCAGCACCUGGGAGCUCUUCAGCAGGUAGAGGACAGUGGGAGGAGGGUGGUGUGAGCUAUGCCACAGUGCAGCUGACUGCGGUUCAGAGAGACGCACAGCGGAGGCAAAACAACACACACACACACGGACAACACUCUACUCCGUAUUCCACCACCAGGACUGAAAGACCCACACAGAAUCAUACGGAACACAGGACCGAGACCACUCCGUAUUCUACCACCAGACACACACAGAACCACACACACACACACAGAACCAACUGUACUCCAUACUCUGCUACUAGAACGGGAAAACACACACAAAACCACACACACACACAAAACCACACAUACGCAUACCCACACACACAGAACCCCCUCUACACUCCAAUUCAGCACCAGACCAGGAAGUGACAUAAAAACAGAAUCCCCUCUACUCCCCAAGACAGGAUGUGACAUACUGUACAUGGAAGCCUCAUCGGCUACAAGGACAGGAAGACACAGGAGGUCACAUGACUCAGUCCCAGGAGUGUCUGAGCCCCGUGUUAUAGAGAGACCAAGUCAUGGGACCUACACUCUUAAAACGAAUGUGUUGAAAGCAACGCAACUUGCGUUGUUUUUAACACAUCUCUGUGUCCAGAUAGUAUUGUCUCCUUUACUUCCUUGUAGCAACAAAUGUUGUAAAUUUGAAUUGAAUAACCUUUGAUUUUAUUAGUUAGAGGGGAUGUCAUGCCAUACAUUUUUUUGGGAUAAUAUAAUUGGUUAAAGCUGCAGUUAGCAAGAUUUUUUUGAUCACAUUGACUGAA
Molecule: messenger RNA, 1707 nt
Organism: Alosa alosa (allis shad)
Lineage: Eukaryota; Metazoa; Chordata; Actinopteri; Clupeiformes; Clupeidae
Exons: 7
Coding region: 56-1315 (419 amino acids)
Biological process (GO): response to bacterium
Source: RefSeq, a predicted model, not a curated record